CGGACACCACUCAGGAGGUCACGAGGAAAUACAAAAACAAACCCCUCGGCAGCAGUAGCAGCUGCAGAGCACCCCAUCGAUUUCUGUGUGUCCAUCAACAUGGCGGCGGCGCUGAUGGACGGCGAGCUCGGCAGCAUUGUGAACGUCUCCGCGGCGGCGUGGGCGGCAAUGUCCUACGCCCGCCUUGCCGCGGGUCACCUCCGCCCAGGCGCGCCUCGCCUCGCCGCGCUCCUGCCCGUCGUUGCGCUGCUCUACGCGAUCCCCUUCGCCUUCUCGACCUCCACGUUCCGCGGCACCUCGGCCUUCUUCCUCACCUGGCUCGGCUCCUUCAAGAUCUUCCUCCUCGCCGUCGGCCGCGGGCCCCUCGAGCCAUCCCUGUCUCUCCCUCACUUCGUCUGCUCCGCCUCCCUCCCCGUCAAGCUCCGGCAGUCCACCGCAGACAAAGACAAGAGUCAAGCUCCUGUCCCCUCCCGCGUUCACGCCCCCGUCAGGGUGCUCCUCUCUGGCGCUGUCAUCCCCGUCAUCAUCUACUCGUACCAGUUCAAGAACGCGAUGAACCGGUACCAGCUCCUCGUCUUGUACACCUUGCACAUCUACUUCUCACUGGAUCUCCUCCUGGCCACCGUCCACACCGUGAUCCACGACUUGCUCGGGAUGGAGAUGGAGCCUCAGGUGAACCGGCCGUACCUGGCGUCGUCUCUGCGGGACUUCUGGGGUCGGCGGUGGAACCUCAUGGUUUCGUCCAUCCUCCGGCCGUCGGUGUUCGACCCCGUUCGCGCGCGCCUCGGCAAUGCGGCGGGCGUCCUGGCGGCGUUCCUCGUGUCCGGGCUUAUGCACGAGCUCAUCUUCUACUACAUCAUGCGGAGCGCGCCCAGCGGUGAGGUGACCGCGUUCUUCCUCCUGCACGGGACGUGCGCGGCCGCGGAGCGCUGGUGGGCGUCGCACCCGGGGUGGUGGCGCCGCCCGCGGGCGGUCGCGUUGCCGCUGACGCUGGCUUUCGUGGCCGGGACGGGGUUCUGGCUGUUCUUCCCGGCCCUGAUGAAGGGCGGCAUGGACGAGAUGGUGCUGCGGGAGUGCCAGGGCAUGGUGGCGCUCAUGGAGCAGGCUGGCCGGCGGCUCGCCGUCGCCACGGAUCUCGUCUCUUCGACCAUGUGAGGAGCGGAGGGAAAUUGUAAUUUCAUUUUCACUGCGCUGAUGGAUGUUAUGUGGGCCGCACAAUUAGAUCCGACGGAUGUCUUGUGUGGUCGGCGCGCGGAUCCGCAGGCGUGUGCUCGUAUUACUUCUCUUUUGUGA
Molecule: messenger RNA, 1293 nt
Organism: Phragmites australis (common reed)
Lineage: Eukaryota; Viridiplantae; Streptophyta; Magnoliopsida; Poales; Poaceae
Product: probable long-chain-alcohol O-fatty-acyltransferase 5
Exons: 1
Coding region: 100-1155 (351 amino acids)
Biological process (GO): lipid metabolic process
Source: RefSeq, a predicted model, not a curated record